Blastomyces dermatitidis ER-3 is the source of this 1353-nucleotide messenger RNA. Its product is annotated as erythromycin esterase. The record is from RefSeq and is a predicted model, not a curated record. Lineage: Eukaryota; Fungi; Ascomycota; Eurotiomycetes; Onygenales; Ajellomycetaceae. The transcript has a single exon. The coding region runs from base 1 to 1353 and encodes 450 amino acids. Gene Ontology annotation, biological process: response to antibiotic.
AUGGCUUUCCACCUUUCAAGCCUCUCCUCGCGGAUGAAGUCUGCCGCGAAGGUUCUACCGCCGAUUAGAGAUCCAUCUUUUGGCUCCCAUUUUGAUCAAUUUGGGAAUUACAAAGUUGUUCUAAUAGGUGACGGCAGCCAUGGUACUUCCGAGUUCUACCAGGCUCGUGCAGAAAUUACCAAACACCUUAUUUUACACCACGGCUUCGAUACAGUAGCUGUGGAAGCCGACUGGCCCGAUGCAGAAUCAGUCGAUCGAUAUGUGAGACAGCGUCCCGGUGUUAAGUCAAAACUAGAUCCGACGCCAGAACCGGCGUUCAGGCGUUUCCCAACGUGGAUGUGGCGGAACAAGGAGGUCCAAGAGUUUGUACAUUGGAUGAGGGACCAUAAUGAACGUCUCCCCAAAGAGCGACGAGCUGGCUUUUAUGGCCUGGAUUUAUACAGCAUGGCUCUAUCUAUUCAGGCGAUAAUCAAAUAUCUCGAUCGGGUCGACCCGCCUAUGGCCAAACUUGCGCGGCAGAAAUACGGUUGUCUGGAGGCCUGGGUCGAAGACCCAUCACAGUAUGGCCUUGCCGCACUGACUAGUCCACGGAUGGAAUCCUGCGAGACAAAGGUUAUCCAAAUGCUCCGCGACCUCCUCAAUAAGCGGUUAGAGUAUUCUGCGCAUGAGCAUAAUGGCGAGGAAUUUCACAGCUCUGAGCAGAAUGCCUACCUAGUUGCAGAUGCUGAGGCGUACUACAAAGCAAUGUACGUCAGGUCAGCGGAUUCGUGGUCUCUCAGAGACUCCCAUAUGUUUGAGACACUGCGCCGCUUGCUUAACGUCAAACCGGAGUCCUCCAAAGCGGUUGUUUGGGCACAUAACAGCCAUAUUGGCGAUGCUAGAUAUACAAGCAUGGGUACUCGGCGUGGCGAGCUCAACCUUGGCCAGUUGUGCCGCGAGAAUCUUGGGCAGGAGAAUGUUGUUCUUGUUGGCUGCUGCACACAUACAGGUACCGUUGCUGCUGCGCAUGACUGGGAUGAGGAUGUCCAAGUGAUGAAAGUAAAUCCAUCCCAGCCUGAUAGCUGGGAGUACGUGGCACACGAAACUGGCAUCCCAAGUUUUCUAUUGGACCUUCGACCUAAUCAUGCAGACCCCGAUCUCCGGCGAGCUUUGGCCCAGGAGCGAAAACAACGUUUUAUCGGGGUGGUAUAUCGGCCCUUAACCGAGGUCAUGUCUCAUUAUUCCUCAGCGUCUCUUUCUCGUCAAUUUGACGCCAUGGUGUGGUUUGAUGAAACUCGUGCCGUUACGCCUUUUGAGAUCGCACAGCCGCACACAGCUCUUGGUGUGGAUGAAACAUACCCGUUCGGCCUAUAA